AAAGAUCGGUCUCAGUCGCUGGCGGGAGCUUGAAAAUGUGAAAUCGCGUUUGGAAACACGGGAUUUCGGCUGGUGGAAUUGCUGCCAUACCAAGUGAAACUGGCAAAUAACAUCCGCCCUACCAUAUCUGUGAUUAUAUAGUACCCAUCUUACGAGCUUAUAAUUAGCAAAUUAAUUCAAAGCGAAUAUAGUGUUGAUAAUCCUGUAGAAAAAAAACUGCCCUACAUAUAGAACAAAAUCCGAGAUCGAAUCAGCUAAUCAGCCGGAUUAAGGUAACAUGAAAUCCACAAUUUCUUUGCUGCUGGUUGUCAUCUGCACCGUGGUCCUGGCCGCCCAACAGAGUCAAGCGAAAAAGGGUUGUCAGGCCUUUGGCCAUGUGUGCUACGGUGGACAUGGCAAGCGCUCUCUGAGCUCCGGAUCCGGAACGGGAGUGGGCGAGAGCGCCAGUAGCGGUCAGGAGCAGGACUAUUUGCGUCCAAAUGGUCUAAUGCCCAUGAUGGCACCAAAUGAACAGGCUCUGGCAGUACCACCCGAGGCCGAAUUUAAUGACUAUCCCGCCCGGCAGGUGCUCUACAAAAUUAUGAGAUCUUGGUUUAAUCGACCCCGCCGACCAUCACCCCGAUUGGGUGAACUGGACUACCCGCUGUCGAACUCCGGCGAAAUUAAUGCUUUAAACUAACUCCGGAACACCAUGCACUUCAUUAUCUUCAUAGAAACACACAGCAACAGAAAACACCUCAAAAUACCUUAAGAUCAAGAGCCACAAGAAAAACAACAGAAAUAUCUAGAAGGAUUACUAAAGAAUACUUACUUUCGCAACUUGUAUAAAAUGUUUCCCAAAUGUCUACACAUAAAACAACACAUUUUCCUAAAAAUAUAAAAAACAACUGAAAUUUUUAGGGGCUGGUAAUGAUUUCAGUGUCAAAAAAAUAUAUUAUAAUAAUAUUAUGGAAACAAUAAGCACACGAUGGAAAAUAAAUCGAAGAAAAUGGCAA
This is a messenger RNA of Drosophila bipectinata, 995 nucleotides long. RefSeq names its product neuropeptide CCHamide-2 (gene CCHa2). Gene Ontology annotation, biological process: neuropeptide signaling pathway. The record is from RefSeq and is a predicted model, not a curated record. NCBI's taxonomy places the organism in Eukaryota, Metazoa, Arthropoda, Insecta, Diptera, Drosophilidae. Gene Ontology annotation, molecular function: neuropeptide hormone activity.